CUAUUCCUAAACUUCUGCAGUUCUCCCCGGCUCCCCGGAAUUUUGUAUUGAGAGGGCUGUGACCCACGUGAAUUGCGCGGGAAAGUGUAUGCUGGGGCAUGGGAGGUGUAAAGAAAAUAGGGGAAGUGAGGCCGAGGAAGUCCUCUAGGCAGUGUAAACAGACCGAAAAGGUCGUCGUGUGAAUGAUACAAUGAGUAGAUGAAAGAAAGUGAGCAGAUUUGUUCACCUUCACCAAUUAAUGUACGUGUUUUUGUACCCAAAAUGGAACAGUUUCUUAAAAUUGAGAAGAUUGGCGAAGGCACAUACGGUGUAGUGUAUAAAGCGAAGGAUAGAGUCACUGGGAAAACAGUGGCAUUGAAGAAAAUUCGUCUGGAUUCAGAAACUGAAGGUGUUCCAUCCACUGCCAUUAGAGAAAUCUCCCUACUGAAAGAACUGAAACAUCCAAAUGUUGUGAGAUUACUGGAUGUUGUCCAUUCUGAUAAAAAACUGCACUUGGUGUUUGAGUUCCUUAUGCAAGACCUGAAGAAGUUCCUCGAUACAACCAAAUAUGAGCUCUCAGAUCUGCUGAUUAAGAGUUAUUUGCAUCAGUUACUAAGUGGAGUAGCGUAUUGUCAUGCUCACCUUGUCUUACAUCGAGAUUUGAAGCCACAAAAUCUUCUAAUCGAUGAAAGAGGCUACAUCAAAUUGGCAGAUUUUGGCCUUGCUCGAACAUUUGGUUUGCCUGUUCGUACAUAUACACAUGAAGUUGUUACUCUUUGGUAUAGAGCUCCAGAAAUAUUGCUCGGGAGCAAGUUCUACAGUACAGCAGUUGAUGUGUGGAGCUUGGGGUGCAUAUUUGCUGAAAUGCUGACUCGAAGAGCUCUAUUUCCUGGUGACUCUGAAAUUGAUCAGUUGUUUCGAAUCUUCCGAACACUGGGAACACCAGAUGAGGAGGUAUGGCCUGGUGUAUCACAAUUGCCCGACUACAAGUCAAUGUUUCCUCGCUGGGAGGCUCAGGACAUAAAAGAUAUUUUACCUAUUAAUGAUGAUCUGGGGAAAGACCUUCUUCAGAAAUUAUUGGUUUAUGACCCCAAUAAGAGAAUCUCUGCAAGGAUGGCUCUCCGGCAUCCAUAUUUCAAUAAUGUCAAGCUUGUUCCUCCACCUUUAUAUCCUGAUAAAGAAAACAAUGCUGCUGCUGCUAAUGGUGCUGUUGAUGAUGCUGAUACUGAUGCCAAUGCUGAAGGUGAUGAUGCUGAUGCUGAUGCUGAUGCAGAUGCUCCGUCAGAAAAUUAAUACACUUUGUGAUACAUUUGCUGUGUGAAUGAGAUUGACUGAAUUGAUGGUCAUUGUGUAUUUAAGACUUACGUGAAAAAGUAUGUUUUGGGACAGUUUACACAGUUUUUGAGAGAUAGUGAAGACUUUUGGAAGUUUUCUAUACAAUUUGCAUUUUGCAUUUUUAUGUUAUUCUAUUUGUAUAUACUUAUAUUAUAGAUUGUGUGGAAGCAGAUGAAAGUACUUUUUGUUCGUUUAUUUGAUUUUUAUUGUAUACAUAUCAUAUUGAGUGUGAGAGCAUGUGAAAAUGAAGUAGGUGAAAAAUGUGCCUUAGAAGUAUGGUUAUGGGGUUAUUUGAUGUUUUUGUACCAGGUGGUAUGGAAAAUAUUAGUUGCAACAGUAAAUUUGGAAUUUGGCAAUUUCUCCUUAAGUUUCAUUUUGUUUUUUUGAUCUUUGUUACUGUCAGAAAUGUUUUACUUGCUAAUGGACAACCAGACAGUUACAAAAAUAGUAUUAAUGAAUCUUUAUUGAGAUUUGUUUGGUUUUGGGGGUAUUGUAUUGGACAGUUAAAUCUCAAAUUCAAUUUUGUUAUUGCUUUGUUAACUUCUGUAAAUAGUGCUCAUUAUAUGUCGUUGGUGUCAGAUUAAAGUUUCAGAGAUGUGUUUAAUGUUCUGUGACAUGUUUCUUGUAUUUCAUUUACAGUUGCUGAAUUAAUUACAAGCAUCUAUUAAAACUUAUUCUAAAGGUAAUGUUUAUGUCUGUCCAAUGGUUCAUCCAUUAGCAUAGUUUGAUUCAAUACGGAUCUGAUAAUUAUGUGAGACCCGUUUAAUAAAACGGUAAGGUUCUUGAAAAUCAUUUGCCCAGUCUUGGUGACCAGUAAGAAAUUUAUGAACUAUUCCCAACUUUCUUCAUGUUAAUAUUUGAGAUUUAAAUCAAUAUUACAUGAAUAUAAUUGAUGGUAAUAGUUAAAUUGAAAGAGAAAUAAAUUGUCUUGCUUGAAAAGCACGAAACAGAUUUAUUAGACUUCUGAUAAAUGUUCAUAAAACCUUUGUUUUUUUGGUAUGCUGUGUUUCUUUAUGUAAUUCAGAUGUUGCAUUUUUCAUUUUGCUAAAUUGACCUUUCUCUGAUUUUUUAGUAUUAGUUAUGUUUAGUAUUUUGUACUUGUGUAUUGGUUGAGACUAUCAGCAACUUGCACUGUAUCUAUGUGUAAUUGUUCUAUUUUGUCACUAUGUUGUUAGUAAUUUUGUGUCAGUUAAUUAGAUGCUUUUUGAGUGGUUCAUCUAAGAAAUCAAAUAAGUAAAGUUAAUAACUACCACUCCUAAUUGCCUGUGCAUGAGUGAAAUUGUAAUAUUAAUGUGAAGAUGCUUAGAAGUUGUCAUAGAUGAGCCAAAACUUCUCUUUUCUACUUGUUGAGUCAACAAUUUUUUCAUUAUGUUGCCCCUGCAGUUUUAGUUAAUGACUGAUGUUCCAACAAACAAGUCCAUGCCAAGUUUUAUAUUUUAUAUAAGUAGUAAAUUAUGAAUGUACUUUUUGAUACACAAAUUUAAAUCUGUACCUAGUCAAAGAAAAUGGGGGAAAUUGUAAUUUCAUAGACAAAUAUUGUUGCUUAUGUUUUUCAUAAAGUUUUAGUAUUGUCAAAAGACUGGAAAUAUUUUAUAGAAAAAUAAAAAAAAUAAUAUAUUAGUUGAUACGCUUCAGUAUGUGAUUGUAAGAUUUUGCUGCACCUUAUCAAUUUUUUAUUUUGAAAAAGUGAUUGUUAUUGUCUGUUAGCAUUACAGUGAUUCCUUUUUUAAUUUACCAGAUAUAAGUUUACAUGGUGAUGUGUAGCAAUAUUUUCAUUAUUUUUAACUUUUGGAAUAUUUUUUUUAAAUAAAACAUUAGUUGAUCCUUCUAGUUCUCAAGAUUUGUAGAAUGUAUGAUACAAAGAAUAGUUGUCGGGUCAGUGCCUUAUCUUAAUCUAUGAAUUUUUGUUUCAAAUAAUAAAUAUGAAAAACUAUGGGAGUUUUAUGCAUAUAUUGUUUUUAUUUGUGUUUACAAAACUGAUUUGUGUAUAAUGAAAGUUCAUUGAGACUUUGAAUUGUAGGUGGUAGGUAUUUUGAACGUGCAGAUAUUUGUUACAGUAUUGAAUGUAUAUGCUAAGAAAAUGUUGAAAAAACUAACAUCUAUUGUCUAGGAUAUGAAGUUAUAUAUUUUAGAUUUAUUAAUUUAGUAUCUGCUCACCUUGCAGGU
Molecule: messenger RNA, 3480 nt
Organism: Gryllus bimaculatus (two-spotted cricket)
Lineage: Eukaryota; Metazoa; Arthropoda; Insecta; Orthoptera; Gryllidae
Source: the annotation of a GenBank genome assembly